GUUAAUGAAAUUUACAUUCAUAUUACCCAUUACAACACUUAAUUAAAUUUCUGACUCUGCUCUUAAUGGAUGCAAUUUCUCUAAUUAUCAGCAUAAAGGCUCUUCCAAAGUGAUUUCAUAUGUGAGUUAUGAUGAAAAUUGCUUGAAAUUAGUCUAAAAAAUUUAUUGAAACUUGUGAUUAAUAUAUAUAUAUAUGUAUAUAUAUCUUCUGCUCUCUCCAUCCUUAACCCCUUCAAUUCAUCACCUCCACGGGGCCAACUCGAUCGUUUCUUGAAACGAUCAAUUGUUUCCGACCCAUAGUCAAUGGCCUAAGGCAUAACAUGAUGAACGUGUUCAACAAACGACCUGUCGUUUCUUCAAACAACCGGUGUUGGGCUGCUAGUGGUAUUUGCUCCAAAGUUCAAACAGAAUGUCCUUGCUCUAAGCGUCGUCGUUUCCUCAAAUUAUUGGCGCUCUGUACUUUCAAAUUUUUGGUUUUAGGUUUGUGCUGAAAAAUGGCGAGACGAAGAGUUAAAAAGACGGUAAAAGAAGCUGCAUCGUCACCUGAGUCAACUGUUGAUGGUAAUCACCCCCAAAUUGAAGAAAAAGAAACACAAGUGCCAUUGAUAGAUCAGGAAGUUGAGCGCCAAAGUGCUGCAAUUAGGGCUAUGCGUGAUGUGGAGAUUGAACAUUCACUAACUGGGUUGCGUUUGCUUCGCUCCUAUUUUAACGAGGGACAACUUCAAACCCCUGUUCUCCACUUCUUCAAAGAAAACCUUCCAAACUUGUCCAUCAUAAAAAAUGGGAAGAAUGCACAAUUCGAAGUCCAAUGGAAUGAUAAAGAUGAUAAUUUAUCUAUGAGCGAAGCUCCUGGCGGAAGAGACUUGCAUGCUUCUCUUUUACAUCGUUUGUCAAUAGCUUAUUCUGACUGCUCUGUCAUCCCAUCUCUUGGUGGCAUUGAAUUAUCAAGUGAUGCAGGCAAUGGCGAAGUUUUCUUGUCCUUUUUUUGUGCAAAUAUGAGAAUUGACAUUUGGUUUCUUUUGGUUUUAUCUAAAAUGGUUUGCUUGAUUGGUGGCAGUGGGAACCAGCCUGUUAGGUGUGGAAGAAAAUGUUUACUUGUAAAGUGUUUGCUGGAUGAAAAACCUGAAACUAUAGCAGAUUUCUUGGGUACUCAAGCAACCCUUGGCCCUGACAAGAAGAAUUUUAGCAUUUCCUGCCUUUUCUCCUUCUGUCUUGAUCUGGCAGAAGAAAAAUAUGUUCUCUUUUUGAGGUUUCAGCUCAAUGUUUUGGAAGGGCCAUCUGAUUCUCAGAUGCUUGGGGAUGGUCUGCGAACUCCUGGGGCGACCAGCCAGAGGUUGUCUAUUGGGAUGACACCCAAGACUCUAAGGCUGCCUAAACCCGGUGAGAUGCUUCUCUCUGUGCGUGGCUCACCACUUGGCGUUUACAAGGAAGAUAACAUGGAAGCCAUACAGGAGUCAGAAGAGGGUUGAUUGGCUCCAUGCCAUUCAGUUAAGAGUUAAAAAGUAUGACGCAUUUGGCAGCUGAAGGUUGGUCUGAAUGUACUUUCAUCGACUGUACAAACAUCUAAUGUAUAAUACAAGAAGCUGUACUUCUUCCAAUGUGCAGUUGUCUUCCGGCAUAACCACAAUCCUUAGUCUUGUAAGUUAAGGAUCUGUUCAAAUAAACUGUUUACAUGCUUUAUUAUUUACAGAAAAUUGGAUAUUUCAGCAA
Messenger RNA from Hevea brasiliensis (rubber tree), 1710 nucleotides. RefSeq lists its product as uncharacterized. Bases 495 to 1469 code for a protein of 324 amino acids. The record is from RefSeq and is a predicted model, not a curated record. The transcript has 7 exons. NCBI's taxonomy places the organism in Eukaryota, Viridiplantae, Streptophyta, Magnoliopsida, Malpighiales, Euphorbiaceae.